AUGAUACCCGGUCAAGACCCUACUCCUGACAAUAUACCAGAAAUUAGGAAAACAGCUAUCAUCGAUAGAGAACUCUUAAGACUCCGGGUUGACAUAGCUGGACUCCAGGAAACUCGCCUCUCUGACGAAGGAAGCCUACGAGAAGAAAAUUACACCUUUUUCUGGAAGGGGAGACACGAGAGCCAGCGCCGCGACUAUGGUGUUGGUUUUGCUGUGCACAAUAAACUUCUUGCCUGCAUGGAACCCCCUACUUACACUUCGGAACGUCUGAUGUCCAUGCGAUUGAUUACCUCAACUGGUCCGGUCACGUUGGUUUCUGCGUAUGCUCCUACACUGGCUUCCAAAUCUGACGUCAUAGACAGCUUUUAUGAUGAACUACGUCUAUUAAUGGAGUCUAUACGAAGUUCGGACAAAAUAAUUGUGCUCGGUGAUUUCAACGCUAGAAUUGGGAGCAAUUCAACAGAUUGGUCUGAUUGCAUUGGAGCACACGGCAUCGGGAAUAUGAAUGAUAACGGGCAACGUCUGCUCGAGUUCUGCACCUCCCAUGGCCUGUGCGCCACUAACACAUUUUUCCAAAAUAAGGUAGCUCAUAAGGUUUCAUGGAGACAUCCCAGAUCGGGGCAUUGGCACCAAAUCGAUUUCGUCCUAUACAGAAGGCGUGAUUUGCGUGAUAUUCACAACACUCGAACGUAUCACAGUGCAAUAUGCGACACUGAUCAUUCUUUGGUGCUGUCCAAAAUGAAACUUCUGCCUCAGAAAAUAUACUCGGAAAGACCAAAACGCAAAUUAAGAGCCCCACUUGAUAUAACAGGCUUAUCUGAUGUAGCGACUAGGAGCCAGUUUUCCGCAGUUGUUCAGGGUAAGCUGAGCGUUGAAACGCUACAAGGCUCCCAAAGUCUUGAAUCCGCUUGGACGAACUUUAGAGAUACAGUCAUGAAGACAGCUGAAGAGACUCUCGGGAGAAAGGUCCGCAAACAAACAGAUUGGUUUGCCGAAUAUAAGCAAGUCUUACACCCCCUUAUAGAGGAGAAAAGAAGUGCAUACACAGAUUACCUGAAUAACCCAUCUGACGCACACUGCGAAAUCAGGUAUAAGAGGGCAAAAGCAAAUUUACAACGCAUCUCUCGUGAGUGUGCGAACUCCUACUGGACAAAAUUAUGCAUGAAAAUCCAACAAUGCCAUGACGUAGGAAACUAUAGGGGGAUGUAUCAAAAUAUCAAGGUAGCAAUCGGCCCCACCAUCAGAAAGCGUGCUGCCAUAAAGGACCUAAAUGGCGAACCAAUCACGGACAAAAACCAACAGUUGGAAAGAUGGGCACAACAUUAUACUGAUCUGUACGCUGAACCUAUCUCAAUCAGCGCUUCGGCUCUAGAAUCCCUUGAAGUCUUCCCAGUAGCACUCGAUCUAGAUGAAAAGCCUUCGUUUGAAGAGCUACAUAAGGCUAUCUUGGGUUUAAAAUUAGGGAAAAGCGUCGGACGUGAUGAGAUACCAGCAGAACUUCUUCGUACUGGUUAUGUGUCUUCGCUACUCUUUGUGUUGAUUCUGCGCUGCUGGGAUGAGAAAGCAAUACCCAAAGAUAUGAGAGAUGCCAAUAUUGUUACAUUGUACAAAGGAAAGGGAGACAGAGGGGACUGCAACAAUUAUAGAGGAAUAUCACUCCUGAGCAUCGCUGGCAAGGCCUUCGCAAAAGUGGUUCUGAAAAGGCUAGAAUCACUUGCUGAUCGAGUAUACCCAGGAACACAAUGCGGUUUUAGAGCUGGCAGAUCUACAACGGACAUGAUAUUCACCUUACGACAGGUACAGGAAAAAUGCAGAGAACAACGUAUGCCCCUCUUUACAGCAUUCGUUGACCUACAGAAGGCCUUUGAUACGGUCAGUCGCGAAGGGCUCUACCGUGUACUUGAACACAUUGGCUGUCCACCUACUCUCUUAGCCAUCAUUAAAUCCUUCCACGAUGGCAUGUGUGGUACAGUCGUCUUUGACGGUGAAGAAUCGGGCCCUUUUAAUGUUAAUAGGGGAGUAAGACAAGGGUGCGUUCUAGCUCCGACCCUGUUUGGCAUCUUCUUUUCUGUUCUUCUCUUGGUGGCCUUUAAAAACUGUGACGUCGGAGUUCACCUGCACACAAGGAAAGAUGGACGACUUUUUAACAUCAACCUGUUGAGAUCGAAAAGGAACAGGUUGGAUUUGUUGGCCAGAGAGCUCCUGUAUGCUGAUGAUGCUGCACUGGUCGCAAAUACGGAAGGUGGCCUUCAAGAAUUAAUAACCAAAUUUAAUAGCGCAUGCAAGCUUUUUGGUAUGACAGUGAACAGUAGGAAGACCGUCGUUAUGGUUCAGGGAACGGACUAUAUGCCUCAGAUAAUGCUUGGUGAGGACACCCUUCAAAUCGUGGACGACUUUUGCUAUCUCGGUUCCACUACCACCAACAAAUUGUGCAAUAACAAAGAGAUUAACACCAGAAUAGGCAGAGCUGCGACCAACUUCGGAAAGCUUCAUGCUCGUGUAUGGAGAAAUAACAAGCUGAAUAUCUCUACCAAGGUCUUAGUCUACAAAACAUGCGUCCUGAGUAUUCUCUUGUAUGCAUCUGAAACGUGGACAACCUACUCGAUGCACGAACGCCGUCUAAAUGCUUUCCACAUGCGAUGCCUUCGCGCAAUACUAGAUGUCACUUGGAAAGACCGGAUGUCCAACGAAAGAGUUCUCGACAUAACUCGCACCUGUAGUAUCACUGCUACACUGAAACAACGAAGGUUGCGAUGGCUGGGCCAUGUUUUACGUAUGGACCCAGAUAGACUUCCUCGCGCGGUGAUGCUGGGCCAAAUCGCAGACGCCAAAAGACCAGUAGGUCGCCCGAUGCUCCGUUUUAAGGAUUCCUGCAAACGUGACAUGUUAUCCUUUGGCAUUAACCCGAACACCUGGGAAACGGCAGCCAUCGCAAGAGCGGAAUGGCGAGGCCUUCUGUAUGAUGGAGUAGCUCACCACGACGAAGCCUGGCUCGAUGGCUUGAGGCAGAAAAGACUUCGUGCAGUUCAAGAACCGUCUGCAGACUCACGCUACACUUGCGAUCUCUGUGGCAGAAGGUGUCGAGCUGCAAUCGGACUCUACAGCCAUAGAAAAAGAUGCGCACAAACCUCUUCCCAUCGAAUGGAUUGA
Molecule: messenger RNA, 3150 nt
Organism: Plutella xylostella (diamondback moth)
Lineage: Eukaryota; Metazoa; Arthropoda; Insecta; Lepidoptera; Plutellidae
Source: RefSeq, a predicted model, not a curated record